CACCAUCACUGAGUGAGUUUGGAGGGUUGAUCCACUGAAAGUGUCUAGAUGGAGAAAAAAGCGAAACUCGAGGAAGUUUUCCUGAAUGUUCUUGGGAAUCUGAAAGCUGAUGAGCUGAAGAGCUUCCAGAGGCACCUGGUCUGGCCUCUCAUACCAGAAUGCAAGAUAAAGGACACCUCCAUUCAGGAGACAGUCAAACAACUGACUGAGUUCUACGAUGAUGCAGAAGCAGCAAAGAUCACUGAGAUAACUUUCAAACGGAUGAAAAAGAACCAGCUCACUCAGAAGCUACAGGAGGCUCUUUGGAAAAGAGGAUUCUUCCCAGAAGUUCCGUAUGAGCAGGCUUUGCCUGAAGGACUCAAGAACCAAAGAGUCAUCACCAUUCAUGGACUGGUCAAACACAAGGCUGAUAGAUUCACCAUUGACAUCUGUAAAGGUGAUGAUAUAGCCUUUCAUUUCAACCCUCGUUUCAAUGACAAUGGGAAGCAGGUGAUCGUGAGGAACAGUCUGAUUGGAGGUGUUUGGGGUCCUGAGGAAAGAGAACUUCCUGUCUUCCCUUUCACACCUGGAAAACCUUUUGAGAUCAAGAUUUUUUGCACCUCCUCUGAAUUCAUAGUGGAAGUUGAUAACAAGCAUUUGCUGACUUUUGCACAUCGCAUCAGAGACAUUGAGAAGAUAAAAAACCUCUCCAUUCAUCGAGACGUUUACCUCAAAUAUGUUGACGUAGGAGGAUUCUUCCCAAAGGUUCCAUAUGAGCAGGCUUUGCCUGAAGGACUCAAGAACCAAACAGUCAUCACCAUUCAUGGACUGGUCAAACACAAGGCUGAGAGAUUCACCAUUGACAUCUGUAAAGGCCCUGAUAUAGCCUUUCAUUUCAACCCUCGCUUCAAUGAGGAUGGGAAGCAGGUGAUCGUGAGGAACAGUCUGAUUGGAGGUGUUUGGGGCUCUGAGGAAAGAGAACUUCCUUUCUUCCCUUUCAGACCUGGAAAACCUUUUGAGCUCAAGAUUUUGUGCACCAGCUCUGAUUUUAGAGUGGAAGUUGACAAGAAUCACUUGUUGACUUACGCACAUCGCAUCAGCGACCUUGAUAAGAUAAAAAACCUCUCCGUUCAUCGAGACGUUUUCCUCAAAUAUGUGGACAUAGCACUUAAAGCUUGAGGUGAAGCAGCAGACGC
This is a messenger RNA of Colossoma macropomum (tambaqui), 1175 nucleotides long. RefSeq names its product 32 kDa beta-galactoside-binding lectin-like. Gene Ontology annotation, molecular function: IgE binding; carbohydrate binding; laminin binding. NCBI's taxonomy places the organism in Eukaryota, Metazoa, Chordata, Actinopteri, Characiformes, Serrasalmidae. The coding region runs from base 49 to 1158 and encodes 369 amino acids. Gene Ontology annotation, biological process: negative regulation of extrinsic apoptotic signaling pathway; positive chemotaxis; macrophage chemotaxis. Gene Ontology annotation, cellular component: immunological synapse; nucleus. The transcript is spliced from 9 exons. The record is from RefSeq and is a predicted model, not a curated record.